Molecule: messenger RNA, 4813 nt
Organism: Trichechus manatus latirostris (Florida manatee)
Lineage: Eukaryota; Metazoa; Chordata; Mammalia; Sirenia; Trichechidae
Gene: KPNA6
Product: karyopherin subunit alpha 6
Exons: 14
Coding region: 963-2573 (536 amino acids)
Biological process (GO): NLS-bearing protein import into nucleus
Cellular component (GO): nucleoplasm; nucleus; cytoplasm
Molecular function (GO): protein binding; nuclear import signal receptor activity
Source: RefSeq, a predicted model, not a curated record
UAGGACCAGUGACUUGAAGACAUAGCCUGGUUGUAUAUAUGUUGAAGUAAGGGACAGGAGAACUGGCAUGUCAUUUUGCAAAAGGGCGGCCUAAUACGUACCAGCCAUAAAUUCCAUGAUUCAAAAGGCACAUGAACACUCCGAGCACUCAUCUGUAAAAAGGGAGGUCAUAUCCCUUGCCUUGUGUAACUUACAGGGCUGUUUCAUUCAUUCAUUUAUGUAUUCAGUAAUUACUUACGUGCCAGAUACUGUGCUAGGUGCUGGGAAUACAGUUAUGAACAAUACAGAACUGACUCCUGCCCUCAAAUAGCUUGCUGUAGGGAUGAAUGAAGUAAUGAUUGGGAAAUUGCUCUGCCAACUGUAAAGCACUGCACUGGUCUAAUUGUUUUUCUACUUCUUAUCUCCCAUUAAGACUGCAAUCUCAACUAGUACUACCUGUGGUAGGCUGAGUCAGAAAACCUAGGUUUAGUCUUGACUUCUUCAUUUCCCUAUCUAUACCCUGAAGCAAGUCAAUUCCCCUUUCUAGGCCUCAGUGUUUUGUAAGGUUAAGAUGACUCCUUAUUCAUAUCCAGCUCAGGGUCUGUGAUUGGCCUUAACUAUGAAAGGAAGGGAUUGGUUUCUGGAAGAGAUCUCACUAUAAAGAGGAAAUAGUAGCAGAAAAAGUUGAAAACACCUAGGCACGCUCAACUUUUCUUAGUACGUAUCCUUUCCAGUCUCCACCCACUCCUUUCAUAUUCUAUCCGUAUUCCCCACCUUUAGUGGCUGCGGUCACUUUAAGUGAGCGCCUUCUGUGUAAACGCAGCAGUGGGGCGAAGAUCGCGUUUCAUCCCGGGGUUGACUGCUAAAUGGUUUGUCCGUUUCGGGCUGCCGUUCUGCAGAUCCGCCAUAUUGUCUGCUAAAGCUACCGCUGAAGCUGCCGCCGCUACCGCUGCCGCUGCCGAGUCGGAGCGAGCGGGGCCGCGAUGGAGACCAUGGCGAGCCCAGGGAAGGACAAUUAUCGAAUGAAGAGCUAUAAGAACAAUGCCUUAAACCCUGAGGAAAUGAGGCGAAGAAGAGAGGAAGAGGGCAUUCAGCUCCGGAAGCAGAAGCGAGAGCAACAACUUUUUAAACGGAGAAAUGUUGAGCUGAUUAAUGAAGAAGCUGCCAUGUUUGAUAGUCUCCUCAUGGACUCCUAUGUGAGCUCUACCACUGGGGAGGGUGUGAUCACAAGAGAGAUGGUGGAGAUGCUCUUUUCUGAUGAUUCUGACCUACAAUUAGCAACCACACAGAAAUUCCGGAAACUGCUCUCCAAAGAGCCUAGUCCCCCAAUAGAUGAAGUCAUCAACACUCCAGGAGUGGUGGAUAGGUUUGUGGAGUUUCUGAAGAGGAACGAGAAUUGUACAUUACAGUUUGAAGCCGCCUGGGCUCUAACAAACAUUGCUUCUGGAACCUCUCAGCAGACCAAAAUUGUCAUUGAAGCGGGGGCUGUCCCCAUUUUCAUAGAGCUGCUUAACUCAGACUUUGAGGAUGUACAGGAACAGGCAGUCUGGGCACUGGGAAACAUAGCUGGAGACAGCUCCGUUUGCCGAGAUUACGUCUUGAACUGUUCUAUCCUUAAUCCUUUGUUAACACUCCUUACCAAGUCCACACGACUAACAAUGACACGGAAUGCAGUCUGGGCCCUGUCAAACCUCUGCCGGGGAAAGAAUCCACCCCCAGAUUUUCCAAAGGUCUCUCCUUGUUUGCCUGUGCUAUCUCGCCUACUCUUCAGUAGUGACUCAGACUUGCUGGCAGAUGCUUGCUGGGCCCUCUCUUAUCUGUCUGAUGGCCCCAAUGAGAAGAUCCAGGCAGUCAUAGACUCAGGAGUUUGCCGGAGAUUGGUAGAGCUUCUGAUGCACAAUGAUUAUAAAGUGGCUUCUCCUGCCCUGCGAGCCGUCGGUAACAUUGUCACUGGGGAUGACAUCCAGACCCAGGUCAUUCUUAACUGUUCAGCCCUUCCUUGCCUCCUCCACUUGCUAAGCAGCCCCAAGGAGUCAAUCCGGAAAGAAGCUUGCUGGACCAUUUCAAACAUCACUGCUGGCAACAGAGCUCAAAUACAGGCUGUCAUAGAUGCAAAUAUCUUUCCUGUGUUGAUCGAAAUCCUUCAGAAAGCCGAGUUCCGCACAAGGAAAGAAGCAACGUGGGCCAUCACCAAUGCCACAUCAGGAGGGACCCCUGAGCAGAUCAGGUACCUGGUCUCAUUGGGCUGCAUCAAACCCCUCUGUGACUUGCUGACUGUUAUGGAUUCGAAGAUUGUACAAGUGGCCCUCAAUGGACUGGAGAACAUCCUGCGGCUUGGAGAGCAAGAGGGCAAGCGCAGUGGCUCAGGGGUCAAUCCCUACUGUGGCCUCAUCGAGGAAGCUUAUGGCUUAGAUAAAAUUGAGUUUCUCCAGAGCCACGAGAACCAGGAAAUCUACCAAAAGGCCUUUGACCUCAUUGAGCACUACUUUGGUGUAGAAGAUGAUGACAGCAGCCUGGCUCCCCAAGUGGAUGAAACGCAACAGCAGUUCAUCUUCCAGCAGCCUGAGGCUCCCAUGGAGGGCUUCCAGCUAUAAUGUCUGCCUCCGGGGAGGGGAGGGGAUGGGAAGCACCACCAACCAGUGGAAAAGCAGCCCUCUGGUGGGCGGGAAACCAGCCCCCCCACCGUCAGCUACCGUACACCUCUGCUGCCCUGGAGACUGUGCUCUUGACCUGCUCCACCCCCUUCCCUGGAGGGAGCACCCUCUGGACAAACAGAACCAUCUGAGGCUCACGUUUGGGUUUUGUGACAAGAAGGGGACGUGUUGAGUUUUUCUUCCUUACACUAUAUUUUGGCUGCACACAUGUCUUUAACCCAGGAGCCCAGGGGUAGACAAAGGAGGACUGAGGUAAUCAAUUUUGCACCUUUUUUAUUUUUUAUUUUUUUUUCUUUUGUGGUGACUUCCUUCCCUUUUAUUUUUCUUCAUCCUUCCCGGUCCUCUGCCCUGAUUUGUGUAACUCUUACCUUGGGUACUUGAGCAGAUGGAAUAUUCCAGAGGUGGGGGGUGGGAGGGGAGGGGAGAAAUCCAAAACAAAGUGUUCUUGCUCUGACAGAAUAUUAAUCUUGUACGCUUGGAUUGAGUUAUUUAACUUUUUUCUUUUGCACAUUUUUCUUGUAUUAAGAUUGCUCUUCUCAAGAGCCAUGAGUUGCUGGUUUUAGGAAUCCCGGCUGUCAGCAUUGUGUGGGACUAGAGGCUGAGGGGGAGGCCACCAUCAGGCAAAGGUCCUUACUUCCCUCUGACCCCUUGCCUAGACCUCUUUAGUUUGGGAAAUCCCCCGUACUCUUCUGGGACAAAUACAUCAGUGGGAGUGGAGGGGAAGAGCACAGGCCUUCAGACGGGGCUUCCCAUGCAUCGCUACUGAUCCCAUGUUUCCUACCCACCUUCCAAACGGUGCGACCCAGCUUCAUUUGAUUACUUGAAAAUUCCCCCCGGAGCUGAAUGAACCUCCGAGGUGGCUGUAUUUUCUCCUAAGCACGAGAUGGGAGGCUGUGGUCCUUCCUUUCUCCUGCGGAGAAGAUGGUCCUCGCUCUGGUGACCCUUAAAUUUCAGAGGAGGUCGGAGUGAGAGUGUCAUGUAUUGGGAUAGCCAGGGAUCCCUGCCUUUGGCCUUUCUUCUUCUUCCUAUUCCGUAGUUGGAUCAUGUAUAUUUUACUUCCAAAGGAGAGAAUGUCAAAAAGUUCUGUAUUUUUUUAUAUUCUAUAUAUAAGGUAGGUCAGUCGUAAUUGGUUUCAAGAAGAAGAACUGUCUGUAAUUGUUCUAAGUAGGAUACUGUGAGGAAGACCAAAAAAAGAUGUGGAAGCUCCCACACUUACGGGGCGUGAGCUUGGUCCGUUUCCUCUCUGCUUGGGUUUUGGGCCACCACCUGGGACCAGUCCUCAGCUCUGGAACAUUUAUAUAGCGGGACAGCUUGAUCUGAUUGUCCUAGUACCCGAAGGGAGCAAGGAUUCCCCAAGGCCUGGUGAAGUCCUGACUGCUGAGCAUCCGACUUACGUCAGGAAACCCAGAAAGCAGUCUGCCUUCUCAGAUUCAGUCUCAAAGCCCCCUCUGUUCACAUGAUUUAUCACACAUGGCUGCCUCUCCUGUCAUCAUAGAGACUUCAGCAGCCUGAGUGCUUUUGUGAGAGCUAUUGGUAUCUUCCUGUUUGGGGUCCUGGUACCUGGUUUGGGUCUUGCCCUUCCUUGUAACAACUUGCCUUUUCUUUCUAUUUGAGUAAAGCUAGUGCAGUGCCUCAAUGGCUUCCCUAUGACUCUGGGUGGAUUACAUAUGAUAAUAAAGCCUAGUUGUCAGGGAUUAGGGUGGAGGAAGUUGUCGGCUAAGUAUAGACCAAGUGUGGAACUGCUGAAGGCACAGUUUGAACCUCCCCACCAAUCCCACUGUGGUCAGUCAGAGAGAUGCCCUGCUCCGAGCUGACUUUUCCUUCCCUAAACAGUGCCAUUCUUGCUCCCAUUCCUACACAUCCCCUUCUGGCUCAGGUGAAAUCCAUACCCCUCUGCUUAUAGGUCUAAAGUUCAGGUGUUCACUGUGGGUCAUUGGUCUUGGAUUUGCCCUCUCCUUCUAGUGUUGAGGUCCAGCUCAGGCCAUUUUAUGAGCAAGGUGAUUUGGGGCUGGCAGUUAUCACUGGCAAGUUACACCAAUGCUGUUCUGCCUUGGUGAGUCAGAUGCCACUUAUCAGCUUGGGAGUGAUGACUACCAACCCACAAUCUUGCAGGUAGGCAAGGGACAGGACAUUUUUCACUUGGCCUGCUGCCUCCAUUACAAAACUGUUCCCCUACAGUU